AUGAAGUACCACCUCAAGAUGCCAAUUGAGAUGUGGAUAAUCAUCCAAACUUGUCUCGAACUCCCACUCGACGGCGUUGGAAAGCCAGUAUCAUGCCAGAAUUGGGACACAACUUUGAUGAAGAAAAUUGAGGUCGAUGCCAAAGCAACAUGCACUCUUCAAUUCGGCCUAACUAAAGAAAAAUUGAACCAGGUCAGCCCCUUUAAAAGCGCGAAAGAACUAUGGGAGAAGCUAAUCGAGCUGCACAAAGGAACCUCAGACACCAAGGAAGGUGAGUCGGCAAGCAAACUUCACGCGUGGAUUCAGGACCUACUGAAUGGCCUUCAUGCAGUCAGUCAGAAGGUGAAAAAUCGUGAUAUAAUCAGGAAUGAGCAAAAUAUGGGAAUCAAAAACAAAGCGCAGAACUGA
Zingiber officinale is the source of this 408-nucleotide messenger RNA. RefSeq lists its product as uncharacterized. The record is from RefSeq and is a predicted model, not a curated record. Lineage: Eukaryota; Viridiplantae; Streptophyta; Magnoliopsida; Zingiberales; Zingiberaceae. The coding region runs from base 1 to 408 and encodes 135 amino acids. The transcript has 3 exons.